GGGGUGGGGCCGGCUUCGGAUCCUGUGCCAGCUGCCCACCCCCAGGAGGCCCCACAGCCCUGACAACUCCGAGAAAGCCCCUCCCCGUAGGCGGAGACAUCGCCAAGAAAUCCCGACCCCGGGGCCGGCGGGAGCUAGUACCCAGAGGCUGCCCGGCGCGGACCGUGAAGUUGUGACGGCCAUGGAGAGCUACAGAGGCUUCUUGGCGCUGCUGGUGUCGGCGCUACCGGUCGGCUUCCUGUCGGUGCUUUUCACCCUCAUCUGGGUCCUCCACUACCGAGAGGGGCUCGGCUGGGACGGGAGCUCGCUCGAGUUCAACUGGCACCCGGUGCUCGCGGUGACAGGCUUUAUCUUCAUCCAGGGCAUCGCCAUCAUCGUCUACAGACUGCCAUGGACCUGGAAAUGCAGCAAGUUCCUGAUGAAAUCCAUCCAUGCAGGCUUAAAUGGUGUUGCUACCAUUCUUGCAGUUAUCGCUCUGGUGGCCGUUUUUGAUUUCCACAAUGCCCAGAAUAUCCCCAAUAUGUACAGUCUUCACAGCUGGGUUGGACUGGCAGCUGUCAUAUGCUAUGUCUUACAGCUUUUCACAGGUUUUUUCAUCUUUCUGCUUCCUUGGGCUCCACCUUCUCUCCGAGAAUUUGUCAUGCCCAUACAUGUUUAUUUUGGACUUUUCCUCUUUGGAACAACGAUUGCGACGGCCCUUAUGGGAGUGACAGAGAAACUAUUUUUUGUCCUGAAAGAUCCUGCAUACCAUUCAUUCCCACCAGAAGGUGUUUUUGUCAACACUCUUGGCCUUCUGAUUCUGUUGUUUGGGGCCCUCAUUUUUUGGAUCGUCUCAAGACCACAAUGGAAACGUCCUAAAGAACCAGAUUCUACCCUUCUUAAAUCAAAUUGUGACACUACAGAGAGAAUGGAAGGUGCCGUAGCAAUAAGCUCUGGCAACAACACAGACAGAUCAGAUUCAGAGUUAAACAAUGAAGGAGCGACCAGGAAAAGAAACUCCGGCCUGGAUGAUGUUGGCCAGAGGUCCACCAUGUAAAAUUUUAUAGAGGUGCAGAAGUAUAGCUUCCACUUUAAAAACCAGCUCUACAAUUUAGCUUCUCCUACUUAGCCAUGAGAUAAUUGAGCUACAGAGUGUCGAUAUUUGUUGUAACCAUCAAGGAGGGUUUCUUGAAAAGAGUCUGUGUGGAUUGAGGCCUAUGAACAUUCCUGAAUUGGAAAGGACUUGAUCAAUAUAAUAAUAGCUGAUAAAAUUUGUAUUUGUUGUACCUUUUGCUUGUUGAGGACCAAAGUAUUGGUGCAAUAUCUUGCACAGAACAGAUGCUCAAAAUGUGUCUUAUCAGUUGAUUGAUUGGAUAAACUGGCAGCUUCCCUAGCCUCUUGUCACACUGUCAUUUCCCGUUAAUCCUGGGAGCCCAGUGAUUUCAGAAGUAGAUAGUACGAGUCCUAAAAUUUUAAAAUAACGGGUUUUAGACCAUUAUGCUACACAGAUGUCAUGACAAGAGUAUGGUUGGGGGAACCUUAGGAAAAUUAUUAGUUCCCUUCUCCCCUGGCAGCCUUCUGCUCCCUCUCCAGUUGGUUUGGGCUUAUGUUGGCCCUGGAUACAAGCAUUUUAUUAGGGCAUUUUGGAGCAGUCAAUGGACCAUGGGUAGUUGAAGAGAUCUUUUCUGGUCAGACUUGGAAGAUUUUCUAGAACUCAGCUUCAGUCCUAGACUUCCUUAGAUUCUAGACCUCUUAGAAAAAAAAUAUGCCUGAAUGCUUAAGAAGCAUAAACUGCUCUACAAAUCUCAAAGAGCGUCUUUUCCUAAGUUUGUUUUUAUUGUUUAAAGUACUUACCUGACACUACGUGCUAGAUGCUCUUCUAAGCUCCCUCAGCCCCCAGACAGACCUUAUGGGGUGGUUAUUAUCCCCUUUUUACAGGUCAGACAUCUGAAGCCUGGAGAUGUUAAUAACAUGCCUCAACACCACAGUGGAACUGCCUGCCAUUCAAACCCUGGCAGGCCAGCUCCUCAGCCUGGGAUCCCAGUCACUUCACUGUGCUACUUUUCUGUUUAAUACUAAUUUGUACCCCUGAAUAAACCUCAGUUGCUGAAGUGGACUGGAAUGAGGCUAAAGGGGUGUUUCUUUGUGGCUGUCUCCCAGUGAUCCUCCAGAUAGCCAAAGAAUAGGGGCCUCUCGUGUCUGAACAUAGAUGGGAGCCUCUGCUGCUGCCAACAAGCCUUAACCUGCCUCGAUGCCCUUUUAAUCUUAAAAUUGUGUCUUGGCAACAGAGAGGUUUGAACAAAAACAUAUGCAGCUUGCAAAUUUGAUGAAUUAAUUGCAAUAUUCGUUCUUCAGGAUCUUAGCUGUUGAACAACUUUGUGUUUGGAGAGAACAUUCUCAUGGACUGCCCUUUGCUGGGGCAAAAGCCAAGAUCCUUCCUGAUUUUCAUGGAGUUCCAGGGGCUGUUUUGAGCUUUGGGUUCUUAGUAAUGAAUUGAGACUUAGAGAUGAUAACAUUUUAUGCAUGGAGGCCUCUAUCUAGGCUCUAAACUGACUUAAAACCUAGAGUAGUUAAAUGAUGUUUUUUAGGGGGGGGUUUCGUUGACUUUUGGCUUUCCUGCAGUCUUAAAUUGAAGCAUUUUAGAAUUCUGUGUGGUGGCAUACACCUUUAGUCCCAGCUGUUUGGGAGGCUGAGGCAGGAGAAUUCUUUGAGCUCAAAAGUUUGGGGGCAUCCUGAUCAACAGAAUGAGACCCUGUCUCUUAAAAUAAAUAAAUAAAUAAAAUAAAAUAAAAUAUAUAUAUAUAUACACUUAUAUAUGUAUGUAUGUAUUUUAAUGUGUAUAAAAACCUUAUAGUUUAUACCAAAUACAUUUGACGUUUUUGGUGCUUAAUGGACUUCUUUUAUAUAACUGGUAAUUACUUCCAAAGACUGAAUACAAGUUAGACUCUAUCGUAUUCCUUAAAUUUCAUGGAUAAUCAUUCAAGAUUUCCUUGCUUAAGCACUGUUUUCCUCUUAUUCAGUUAAUUCUAUUUCCUAAAUUGUUAAUGGUGUCAGAAGGAUCUGCAAUGCUCAGCCCAAAGCCUAGAACAUGGUAGCACAAUUAAAUUUAGUAUGGGUGCUAAGUGGAAGGAGUAAUUGCAUGUCACACACACAGUUUGAUAAAUAGAUGUUUUAUUACAGGUAGGUACCCCAAAUUCCAAGCUUAUUUUGAGGAGAGGGGAUGGUGACUGUAUCCCAAGAAGUGAGGCUACCAUUUCUUUUUAUAUAGGCCAAGAAAGAGGUGAUCAGUGCACAGCUAAUUAUUUAGCACUAGAAUAGCUCCAUUGCAAAGUAUUUGAUCAUCCUUCAUCUCAACCUUUUAUUUUCUCUCAAUUGGGCUAAUGUGAGGGUAAUCUUAGAUAUUGUAAGGACUUCUUUUCUUUCAUUUUCAGCCUUUAUGAAAAGGAUAUGUAGUAAAAUAUAUCUAGAAAACUUUUCUGUUUGA
Ictidomys tridecemlineatus (thirteen-lined ground squirrel) is the source of this 3463-nucleotide messenger RNA. It is a transcript of the gene Cybrd1, whose product is annotated as cytochrome b reductase 1. Gene Ontology annotation, molecular function: oxidoreductase activity. The record is from RefSeq and is a predicted model, not a curated record. Gene Ontology annotation, cellular component: lysosomal membrane. NCBI's taxonomy places the organism in Eukaryota, Metazoa, Chordata, Mammalia, Rodentia, Sciuridae.